UAGACUAUUUUAAUAAUGGCAACCUUCGUGACAUUGAAUACCGGAGCAAAAAUGCCGCUUGUCGGUCUCGGAACUUGGAGGUCCUCCCCGGGCCAAGUGGCUGGGGCAGUGAAGGCAGCCAUUUCAGCUGGAUACCGCCACAUUGAUGGGGCUUAUCUCUAAAAGAAUGAGACCGAGGUUGGGGAGGGGAUUCAUGCCAUGAUCAAGGAGGGCGUGGUGAAGAGAGAGGACCUGUUUGUGGUCAGCAAGCUGUGGUGCACCUUCCAUGAGAAGUCCAUGGUGAAGGCUGCCUGUCAGAAGACCCUGACUGACCUGAAGCUGGACUACCUGGACCUCUACCUAAUUCACUGGCCAAUGGGUCUGACGGCUGAGACAGAGGAAUUUCCUCUAGACAGCGAGGGGCUCACCGUGUCAGAUGGCACCAGCUUUUUGGAUACUUGGGAGGGUAUGGAGGAGCUGGUAGAUGCUGGGAUGGUCAAGGCCAUUGGAGUCUCCAACUUCAACCAUGAACAGAUUGAGGCCUUAUUGAACAAACCGGGCCUGAAGUACAAACCUGCCAACAACCAGAUUGAAUGCCACCCCUACCUGACCCAGGAGAAGCUGAUCAACUACUGUCACUCCAAAGGCAUCUCUGUCACAGCAUACAGCCCCCUGGGCUCUCCAGACAGACCAUGGAGUGUGAAUCACAAGGACUUUCCCUUCAAUGCAGAAUUCUGAGGCCAAUGAGAGCAUCAAAUAAUUGGUCUUUCUCCACAUCUGCUCUCCUUUUGUUUCUCCGUGCUAAUCUCACUCUUGAAAUGUUGUCCCAUUUUUAAUGUGAGUACAACAAAUUGAAAGCAACUGAUGUGUUUAACCACAGUGCAGCCUACACGCAGAUAACCUUGGCUGGCAUCCAAUCUUUCUCUGUAAUGGUUUAGGACAAAAUGCUUCUUUUUUUUGCUUUAAUUAAAUGUCAUGCUUUUAAUUAAUGUCAAAUAAAUGUAUACUUUUAGAGGGUU
Messenger RNA from Conger conger (European conger), 998 nucleotides. Its product is annotated as aldo-keto reductase family 1 member B1-like. The transcript is spliced from 7 exons. Gene Ontology annotation, molecular function: aldose reductase (NADPH) activity. The record is from RefSeq and is a predicted model, not a curated record. Gene Ontology annotation, cellular component: cytosol. NCBI's taxonomy places the organism in Eukaryota, Metazoa, Chordata, Actinopteri, Anguilliformes, Congridae.